AUGAGGAAGCCUGAAGCCAUUUCGAAGCGAGCUUCAUAUCUCAAUUCCCAAUACUUUUCUGGCCUCCCUUCUUUCAAUCUAUUAAUCUAUAUAUCUCCAUCUGUUCAAAUCUAUCUAUCUAUCUAUCUAUCUAUCUAUCUAUCUAUCUAUCUAUCUAAGUCUGUUCAGAACUAUCGAUCUAUCUAUCGAUCGCAGUUUGUUCAGAUCUAUUUAUCUAUCUAUAUAUCUAUAUGUCUCCAUCUGUUCAAAUCUAUCUAUCUAUCUAUCUAUCUAUCUAUCUAUCUAUCUAUCUAUACUAAUCCUACCUCCUCCUCAGAUUUUUCCAACCCUCGCGUAUUUAAACGCCAUAACAUUUCCAUCGUCAACACCCUGCUUAUUCUAACAGCAACAUUUUAUUCGAUAUCCGAAACUUUUGUUUUUUCUCGCUAUGGAGGUUACGAUGAUCUUCCUUUUGGGCUCGGCACAGAUGAACGUCGGGUAUAUGAUAUCAUUUUGGCCCCUGCUUCGCCAUAUCUAUAA
Messenger RNA from Acanthosepion pharaonis, 519 nucleotides. NCBI's taxonomy places the organism in Eukaryota, Metazoa, Mollusca, Cephalopoda, Sepiida, Sepiidae. The record is from the annotation of a GenBank genome assembly.